Messenger RNA from Haplochromis burtoni (Burton's mouthbrooder), 1362 nucleotides. RefSeq names its product up-regulator of cell proliferation-like. NCBI's taxonomy places the organism in Eukaryota, Metazoa, Chordata, Actinopteri, Cichliformes, Cichlidae. The record is from RefSeq and is a predicted model, not a curated record. The transcript is spliced from 2 exons. Bases 1 to 1362 code for a protein of 453 amino acids. Gene Ontology annotation, molecular function: GTP binding; GTPase activity.
AUGACAAUAGAGCAGAUGGCAGACAUUGCCUAUAAGCUGGGAAUCCUGGUUGAUGAAGACUCUCCAGAGUGCCAGACUGCAAAGACAAAUGCAGAAGCCAUCACUGCAGAAAUUCAAGACAUCCAUAAAUACAAAGAAGAUCAGCUUCCACGGCAAGGUGAAAUAUGGAAAGAACUGACCUGCUUAGAGAAGGAAGAAUUUCGACUUCAACAUAUCGGGUCUAGAAAUAUUGAAGAUUACAGAAGCGAACUUCUGUUACAGAAAAAAGAACUGCGGAAAAAGCAGAACUCUUAUAACAUGUCAACAGCUAUGACAUGCUUCAUCAAUGCAAUAUCAAGCCCAGGAACAGAGAGGUUUUAUUUCCUGAAAUUGAUGCAAAUGAACCUCGAUAACCUGUCUCAUGUAAAAUUGUCUGAACUUCAAGAGAAAUAUAAAGAAAAAUGUAAAAACUCUGAGAACAAAGAGGAGAUCAAGGAAAUUGACAGACAAAUUUCCAACAGCUCACUGGGGACUGAACACUUCUUCCGUGAAAUGGGUCAGCUCUAUGAAGCUUCACUGUCCCUUCCACAAACAGAUCCAGCACAUCAACAGCUGCAGCAUCUGCCCAAACUGUGUGCAGAGUUGUUGCUUGAUGGAUUUCCUCUUGAGCUUGUAGAUGGAGAUGCAUCCAACAUCCCUCUCAGAUGGGUGAGUGAUGUUCUCUCUCAGCUCAGUGACUUGGUGUCUCCAAACAGAAAGAUACUGGUAGUCACAGUUAUUGGAGUUCAGGGCACAGGAAAGUCCACUCUCCUUAACACCAUGUUUGGAGUGCAGUUUGCAGUCAGCAGUGGUCGAUGUACUCGAGGUGCCUUUAUGUUGCUCAUCAAAAUCAAUGAAGACAUGAAAAAAGUCCUAAACUGUAACUUCAUGGUGAUCAUUGACACUGAGGGCUUAAAGUCACCAGAACUUGCACAACUAGACAACAGCUAUGAGCACGACAAUGAGCUUGCAACACUUGUUGUAGGGUUGAGUGAUGUCACCAUUGUUAAUAUUGCAAUGGAGAAUUCAACUGAAAUGAAGGACAUCUUACAAAUAGUUGUGCAUGCUUUUCUCAGGAUGAAGGAGGUGGGCAAAAAGCCUAAAUGUGUGUUUGUUCACCAGAAUGUGUCCAAUGUUUCAGCCCGUGAGAAGAACUUACGAGACAGGAAACUGCUCCUGGAACAGUUAAACGAGAUGACCCAGGCAGCAGCCAAAAUGGAAAAGAUUUUCAACAUUCAAGAUUACAAAAUGGCUGCACAAAAACUGGCUGACAGCAUCAUUGAUGCUUUCAAUCAAUUUGUGAGAGAAAAAGUGAGAAGGAAAAAAAUGUACAGUGACACGUAG